GGCGGGACACAGGGGAUGCCGGGGGCUGCAAGGCCACCCCCCAGGUGAGGGACAAGAGGACAGCGGGACCACUCGGGGUGGGGGAAGAUGGGACACCAAGAGUUGUGUACCCCCAUCCCAUCCCUUUUUCCUUGGGCGUCCUCGGAGCACCCUCUGAGAGGUCCCUGGGGCAGGGGACAGAGUUGAGGUGCAGCUCUAGAGGGCUGUGUCCCAUCCCAGAUUUGGGGGCUGUGGGGAUGCCCCAUAAGUGGCCCUAUCCCCUCAAUCCCACCUGAGCUUCCAUUCCCAGGAGAUUUCAGGGAAACCAGGGGGGUUCCUUUCCAGUGUGGCUUCGGCCACCCCAAACCAGGAUGGAGCUGCAUGGGGAGGGGGGACCCCCAUUAAUGCACCCCUCGAUGGCCCCGGGCCGGGGGAUCUCGGGGUGCUGCCCCGGGGCUGCCGGGAUCCCGUCAGCCCCGGCACAAAGAGGAAUGCGAUGAGCACAUGGUUCCCAUUAACCCCGGAGAAUUUUUUUUCUUUUUUUAGGCUGCUUUUUUCUUUUCUUUCUUUCUUUUUUUUUUUACGAUCUUUUCUUUUUCCCCCAGUUUUCCGCAGCUCUGCUGGGCAGGAGGAAAGCGGCGGCUGCGGCGGAGGCUGAAGUCAUCGGCAGGAAUAUCUCGAAGCUUUUCGCCCACCUCGGGGAGUCUGUCUGCCCCUCAAAGAAUGUGCUGACCCCUGUGAGUGGGAUUUUGGGGGAGCAGAGCUGCAUGAGACCGGGAACUCAUCACACAGAAUCAACCCCUGAUCUGGCCCUUCCACGGCUUCAGCGAUGUUGCCAGGGAAAGCAGAGAAAAGAAUUGCUUCAUCCAUCUUCAUCACCCUCGUGCCACCACGGAGGGACGUGGCCACCAAGGAGAAAACGCAACGGGAGCUGCAGCCAGGUGGUGCCGAGGUCCCUGGCACCCAUCAGCCCCAGAUCCUGCUGUCACCCCCCACGCUGCCCAACGGAGAAACCCACCCGGUGGCCCCUGUACCUGCAUCCCCACCAGUCCUGCCCCUCUCUGAAGUGCCCCAGCCCUUGUCUGUGGAGCCGCUGGGUCUGGCACUGCAGCAACUGGACCUUGCAGCACCUUCCACUCUCCAGGCCCCUUCCACCUUCCCUGCUGAAUUGAAGCCACCCACAUUUUCCCAGGAGCAAGCAGGCAAGCGGCAGUGGCAGGAUGUGAAUAGUGACCCGGAGAGGGACAGCUCCAGAGACAUCUGUGCCUUCUGCCACAAAGCGCUGGGGCCCCGGGAGCCGACGGUGGAGGCGAUGCGGAAGCAGUACCACCCUGCCUGCUUCACCUGCCGCACGUGCCGCCGACUCCUGGCUGGGCAGCGCUACUUCCAGAGAGACGGGUGCCCCACGUGUGACACCUGCUUCCAGGCCACGCUGGAGAAAUGUGCCAAGUGCCAGGGGCUGAUCACGGAGCACAUUGUCCGUGCUCUGGGCAAGGGCUACCACCCCAGCUGCUUCUCCUGCGCUGCCUGUGGCCGGGCCAUUGGCACGGAGAGCUUCGCCGUGGACGAGCAGGGUGACGUGUACUGCGUGCCCGACUACUACAGGAAAUACGCUGCGGUGUGCAGCGCCUGCGAGCGCCCCAUUGUCCCCCAUGAGGACGAGGACACCUACAAGAUCGAGUGCCUGGGACGCAGCUUCCACGAGAGCUGCUACCGCUGCGAGAUCUGCAGGAUGCCCCUGUCGCCGGAGCUGACAGAGAACGGGUGCUACCCUCUGGACAAUCACCUCCUCUGCAAGUCCUGCCACAUCCACUGGCGCAACGAGUCAUCCUGCUGAGACCCUGCACCUCAUCAACCCUUCCAGUGCCAGGCAACAAAAAGGGGGUGCCCACAGUGGGAUGCGCCCCAUGGCUGACCCUGGGUGCCUGCUGCACCCCCAAAUUACUGCAGAACUGGGUUUUCAUCACCAAAAUGUCCCCAGGACCCUGACCUGGCGGCCUGGGGGGUGAAAAAUUGUGGAUAUGUCCCAGCACAGCUCUGUGCUCAUAAUGAAUAUAAAAUGCCCUGAAAGAGCAGCAAUGAGGAGUGGAGGUUUUAUUCCUUAUUUCUUUUUUUAAACUCCUUUUUCCAAAGGCCAGUUUGGUUUUCUUGGGUGGUAUUUCUUCUCGAGCUUCCUUGGGGUUUCACUGAAAUGUUUCUCUCUGUGGAGAGCGGGCACUGAUUUAGUUAAUCUCAGUAAAAUAAAACCCCGAGUUUAAAAACUCUCAUUCCUUUCAUCCACCCUGCAUUCCAAACCUAUCAACUCCAAGUUUAAAAAUAAGGGAAAAAAGCCGGUUUUGGAUUUUCUAGACGUGGUGAGAGUUGAUCCACAACUCAGGUCCAUAAAAGUUGAUUUUAGAGUGUAGCAAUGUGGUAGAUGCUGCUGUCACCCGGAGAAGAGCCGAGUGUUGUUUUUUGGGGUGUAUAUGGGAUCUGGCGAUGUUUCAUGGAGUUGAUGAAAGGAGUUUUGGUGUGGUUUGGGUUUGUUUUUUGCUGACUAUCUAUCCCGGAGCCGGCAGAGGGCAGCCGGAGCACAGAUUCCUCCAUCAGGCAGCAAAGCUUCAACUAAAAGCAUCCCGCAGGGCCGGGACGCUGGGAAAGACGGACAGCCCGCUUUCUGCAUAUUAUCCGAGAUUAUAGCACUCUGCCUGUGGAAGCUUUUUGAUCUCCUCUCAGUCCAGGCCUCAAACCAGCAGAAAUUAGACCAUUUCUCUGCGUGCCCAACAUCUGCACAACCGAUGUUGCCAGUGCUUAGUGGUUUUUUUUGCGAGGGCGUUGCAAACCAGGCGGAGAAACUUUUUAACUUUCUUUUUAACUGAAAGUGUUUAAAAAACCACAAAUCAAGAGCAGAAAAUAGCAAGAGCGUGUGAGAUGAUGUUUAAUGCUUUCCUGAUGGAAAAUGGGAGCUGUAAACAAAGAAAACAACCACCAGACUAGCAGCUCCUAGAUCACAUACAACAUCUCCAGCGUGUGCUGUGUUUAUGAGUGAAGGGGUUAAUGAUGGUUAAUUAAUCACAUCAAUAGCUAUUUCCUGGUGACUCUUCCCUGUCUACAAACCUGAUUACUCAGUGUUUGUUAAUGAGCAUCUCUGGGCCAUCAAUCAGGUCACAACUUGCUUUAAAGGUAUUUAUAAAUAAGUUGUGGUCUGUCCCAGUCACGUAAGUUGGUGGCUUUGGGUCCAGUUGGGUGGGAACUCCUUGUUCCAUGCCAAGGAAUUCCUGUGCUCCAAGUCAGCUCUCACUUUCCAAACCUUCUUGCACUGUGAGGAAAAUCUGGCAUCAAAAUAAUGCUAAAAAAGUAAAAGGAUGUGGCAGUGGCCAAAGGGAGCAGAAAAAAAGAAGGCUCAGAGGGCAAAGGGCUGCUUGUUUUUUGUAAUAUGGAUAUUUUUCCACUCAAGGUUUUUGGGGAGGAUGGAAGUGCAAUGCUGAGUGUUUUGGAUGUGUUAUUGCAAGUUGCACUACCCUUCCACAGGGGAAUGGUGGGAAGGAGCUGGGUAUUUCCCCUUUGGAGCCUUCCAGGAUGGGCUGUUGGCACUGGGACUGCAGAAUUUUUGGCUGCAGACAGGCAGGGAAAUGCUUUUAUUUACAGGCAGCCUUGGAGAAGGUCCUGGAAAGCAAGGAGAAAGGAAAGGCACCACUGGAGAGUUUGGCAGCAUGGUGAAGGGAUGUGGUGUGGUCAGUUUUGAUGCGGUAUUUCAGGAGUGGAGGGUGACAAGGAACAGGGAUACAUGGACACAGGGGUUGAAGCCGCCAUCUCCCGGUCUCUUCACGGCAUGGAAAAUCCCCAAAAGUACUUAACGAAAAAAAAAAAAACCAACAUAAAAAAAAAGUCCCAAAUGCACGAGGAUUGAUUUAUCAUCGGAGCCAGAGUGGUAUGGGAAGAAGCCAUCGCUGCUUGCCUGCUCCCCACGACAUCUCGCCCGCCAUUCACUUAAUUAAAAUCAUAUAUUGGUGUGAUCAGACGCGGUAAUAUCAUUAAAAAGAAAACAAAAAAAAACCCAAAUCCCGUAACAUC
Passer domesticus (house sparrow) is the source of this 4032-nucleotide messenger RNA. It is a transcript of the gene FBLIM1, whose product is annotated as filamin binding LIM protein 1. The transcript is spliced from 10 exons. Gene Ontology annotation, biological process: cell-cell adhesion. NCBI's taxonomy places the organism in Eukaryota, Metazoa, Chordata, Aves, Passeriformes, Passeridae. The record is from RefSeq and is a predicted model, not a curated record. Bases 809 to 1816 code for a protein of 335 amino acids. Gene Ontology annotation, molecular function: filamin binding. Gene Ontology annotation, cellular component: stress fiber; focal adhesion.